Molecule: messenger RNA, 1863 nt
Organism: Dictyostelium purpureum
Lineage: Eukaryota; Evosea; Eumycetozoa; Dictyosteliales; Dictyosteliaceae
Exons: 4
Coding region: 1-1863 (620 amino acids)
Biological process (GO): symbiont-mediated killing of host cell
Molecular function (GO): toxin activity
Source: RefSeq, a predicted model, not a curated record
AUGUCUACUACACCAACUGAUUUUGCCGAAUGGUAUAAUUCACAACAAAAGAUUGUUGAAGCCUAUCAAAAAGAUGGAACAUUACCAGUAGAAAUAACAAAUAGUAAUGUUUCAGAAUUUCAAAAAUAUUAUUUAUUAAAAAAUCUUUUACAAGUUGGUGUUUCAUAUAUCCCAUAUGUAAGCUCAUUGGUUAGUUUCGUUAUUGAUGCCUCAUGGGAUACAUUAAACAACCAAAGCCAGAUGUUAUGGAAUUCCUAUGUCGAUAUGGUCAAUUCUGCAAUUUCCACAUAUGAUUUAGCUACAGUUAAAAGCCAGGUAGAAGAGUGUAAAGACUAUUCAAAGAAAUUCCAAACCCAAAGAAAAAAUUUAGCAAAAACUCCAAACGAUGAAAAAUUAAAAAAUGAUUGCAAGGUUGCUUUCGUCAAUUUCGAAACUAAAAUCAGUAGUUUAUUGGUAAAGAAUUCAUCUACAAGAAAAGACGAGUAUUGCUACCAAGAACUCGCCGCUUUUACAUUCCUUGCAACCACCCACCUUUUCCUUUUAAAGCUUGCAAUUGUAGAAGGUUCAAAUUGGAAUCUCGCUGAUGCUUCCAUCAACACAUAUAAAACCGAUUUUACAAGCAAAACCAACGAAUAUAUUGCCCACACUGUUACUUCAUAUUCAAAAGGUAUUGAAAAAAUUAAAUCAUUAACUGUUAGCAGUGUCGAAAAAUUCAAUCGUAUCAACCAAUUCCGUAAAUUUUGCUCAAUCUAUGUUUUCGAUAUUGUAGACGGUGUUUGGAUAGGUUUAAAAGACAAAUUCAAUGGCACCGGUAUUAAUGUUCAAAAUGUUAGAUACAUAUGGUCCAAUUUGAUGGGCGGGGAAUCCCAAAACUACUCUAUUGACCAAUUGGAGCAGUACUAUAGCAGUCAUGAUCAGUAUAAAAAAGAAAUUAAAAAAGUAGAUUUUGAAAACGAUGGUUAUUGGUUAUACGGAAUGAAAACCUAUUAUAAAGAUCCAUCAGCUACUAAUAGUGAAACCAGCUCUUACUUUGGUAUCUCAAAUGGUAAAGCAAGUAGUACCUAUACUGUUUCAUUCCCAACUACACCAACCUCAACUUCUAUGCUCGGUGAUAUAGAUGCAAUUUCACCUCGUAAAAUUCAAUUCAAUGGUGUCUCUGGUAACAGUGUUUUAACUCUUUCAAAAGAUGCCAAUCAUUGUCAAGUUAAAAAUGAUCCAGGUGGUAAAUAUAACUUUUAUGAAAACUCUAGCUACCCUGAAACUAGUGUUACAAAUCAUAAAAUUGGUGCAUUAGUCGGUGGUAACACCAAUAAAACCAACGAUACCUCAUAUGGAUUCUUUUCAAAUGGUAAAGAUGGUUUCUUGGAUAGCAUUUUAACAGGUUUCAUUCCAUAUGAAGUUUAUAAUGAUAACUAUUUAUUCCAAGGACCUGCAACUUUAACAAAUGCACAAAAAUUCUAUAGCAAAGAUGAUAAUGUUGUAUUCCAACGUGAUCAUGUUUUACCAACAAUCCACGCAAUGUUUAUGCCAGCAAAGUCUAGUAUCGUAUUCAGAUUCACCUACAAGAAUACCAAUACAACUGUAACUAAAUAUAAUGUCGGUGUAAGAUACCACUUUAGCGGUGGCCAAGCUACUGCCUCAAUUGUUGUUAAAAAACCAGAUAAUGAGGACAAAGGUACCAUUGCUUUAGCUAAAUGUAGCAAAUCUGCAGAUAACAAUGGCUUUAAUGAAUACAAAAUUGCCCUCUUAAACCAAACAAUCAAUUUUGCAAACUUUUCCGAAAGACAAAUUACAUUAAAAGCAAACAAUAAUUUAUAUCUUCAUUCUAUUAUUUUAAUUCCAUCCAAAGCAAAUUCUGCUUAA